Molecule: messenger RNA, 1476 nt
Organism: Aethina tumida (small hive beetle)
Lineage: Eukaryota; Metazoa; Arthropoda; Insecta; Coleoptera; Nitidulidae
Exons: 4
Coding region: 209-1123 (304 amino acids)
Source: RefSeq, a predicted model, not a curated record
GCACCGACCGCACGGCGGAGGUACCGCGCCGCGCACAAGAACCGAUCGGUACGUCGCGGAGGCAGCAGUGCGCCUCAAAGUCCCGGAGUCUGAAUAGAAAAAAAACAUUUAACUGUAGGAUUGCUGCCGUCGAUUGUGCUGGUGUGAUUCGGUGCGAUCAGUGCGAAUAUGGAUAAGUGACGGUACGGAGCAACAGUACGAGGCGAUAAUGGAUGAGGUGUCCGUGGUUGCGCCGAGUGGUAGCAACCGCAGCGGUGAGGGCUGGUUCGACGACGACACCCUAACGUUGCCAUUGGACGCGAGCGAGGGUGGUCUUUUCGCCGGCAAUUUCGUACCACCGCCGCCCCGACCUUUGUUUCUGGACGAGUCCGCCACCCCGGACGGACUCACCACCUGCGACCUGUGCUCGUGGGCAUGGCAGAACGGCAACAAUGUCUUCACAUUGGAAACGGCUCUAGAGUCAACAGGGGAACUAGGAUGGGUUUUGACCUUAGUAAUAGUCUCGUUAGUAUCAGCAGUAAUAGGAGCAAUUGUAAUGAUAAUAGUCCUGCAUUGUAAACGAUUGAAAAACUCCGAAGCAAAUGAAACAGAAAGGGGUAGCAUGCCAAUGCAACGACAUCCGAGCGUGCGUCCCCCGAUCAACACACCGGACGAUAAGACCAUAAGCACGAUAACACAAUCGACGUUCCCGAACAACCCUAACGCGACGGGAGUGUGGUCGUGGCUGUCCCGCCGCUCGGCCCCCACGCCCUCCCAACUGGACAAUCCGCCGUCGUCGCCGGUCGAGAACCACUACACCCACAUGGAGGAUACGUACAACACCGUCGGCGAGGCCUUGUACGCCGAGCUGGACCGCGACAGUUCGUCGGGCGAGGACGGCGAGAACAGUCCGGCGUAUCAGAAUUCCGCGUACACAGACCCGGAGGCGGCGGCGUCGAGCGCACCCAGCAGCGCCUACUACUCGGAUCUGUCCGUCACGACGGUGCCGGACAGGGCGUACGAGGUGGUCGGGCUGGUCGCGAUGCCGCCCUGGGAGACGUGCGCCGGCGAAUCGAGGCGGCCCAACAACGCCAGGUUGGCGGCGAUCAGCGAAAACGUCACUGUUCCCUCCGAUUAUGUUUGAUGCGAUGAUUGUGGAGGCACGGAAUGGUUUUUAUUUCUUUUAGUAUGAAUUGUAAAUUGUGUACAUAAUUGUUUAUUUAUGACGAAAUUUUAUGUGGAUUUAGUUGUGAUGUACAAAAUUGCGUGUAAAUUUGUAUUUUAGUUGAUGCGGUACAAUCAUCGAAUCUUGUUUUAACAUAAGGAUUUGUUGUACAGACCGAGAGGAAAUGUUUAUUCCUAUUACGAAAAUGUCAUUGUCUCAUAAAUGCAAUUUGUGAGCUUAGAUGAUUAGUGUGAUAUAUUUUUAAACACUAGAUUUUUAUCGAAAAUUAUUUAUAAGAUGCAUUAAAUGCUGUAAUAAAGACUUCAUAUUUA